Messenger RNA from Equus quagga, 1509 nucleotides. It is a transcript of the gene CHRNB2, whose product is annotated as cholinergic receptor nicotinic beta 2 subunit. Gene Ontology annotation, cellular component: postsynaptic membrane; synapse; neuron projection. The record is from RefSeq and is a predicted model, not a curated record. The transcript has 6 exons. The coding region runs from base 1 to 1509 and encodes 502 amino acids. Gene Ontology annotation, molecular function: acetylcholine-gated monoatomic cation-selective channel activity; transmembrane signaling receptor activity. Gene Ontology annotation, biological process: nervous system process; chemical synaptic transmission; signal transduction. Lineage: Eukaryota; Metazoa; Chordata; Mammalia; Perissodactyla; Equidae.
AUGGCCCUGCGCUACGGCCCCGUGGCGCUGCUCCUCGGCUUUGGCCUCCUCGGGCUGUGCUCAGGAGUCUGGGGUACGGACACGGAGGAGCGGCUGGUGGAGCAUCUCCUGGAUCCUUCCCGCUACAACAAGCUUAUCCGCCCAGCCACCAACGGCUCUGAGCUGGUGACAGUACAGCUCAUGGUAUCACUGGCCCAGCUCAUCAGUGUGCAUGAGCGGGAGCAGGUCAUGACCACCAAUGUCUGGCUGACCCAGGAGUGGGAGGAUUAUCGCCUCACCUGGAAGCCUGAGGAGUUUGACAACAUGAAGAAAGUUCGGCUCCCUUCCAAACACAUCUGGCUCCCAGAUGUGGUCCUAUACAACAAUGCUGACGGCAUGUACGAGGUGUCCUUCUACUCCAAUGCCGUGGUCUCCUAUGACGGCAGCAUCUUCUGGUUGCCGCCUGCCAUCUACAAGAGCGCAUGCAAGAUUGAAGUAAAGCACUUCCCAUUUGACCAGCAGAACUGCACCAUGAAGUUCCGCUCGUGGACCUACGACCGCACCGAGAUUGACCUGGUGCUCAAGAGUGACGUGGCCAGCCUGGAUGACUUCACGCCCAGUGGUGAGUGGGACAUUGUGGCGCUGCCAGGCCGGCGCAAUGAGAACCCGGAGGACUCCACUUAUGUGGACAUCACGUACGACUUCAUCAUCCGCCGCAAGCCACUCUUUUACACCAUCAAUCUCAUCAUCCCCUGCGUGCUUAUCACCUCACUAGCCAUCCUUGUCUUCUACCUGCCGUCCGACUGCGGUGAGAAGAUGACGCUGUGCAUCUCUGUGCUGCUGGCGCUCACCGUCUUCCUACUGCUCAUCUCCAAGAUCGUGCCGCCCACCUCCCUCGACGUGCCGCUUGUCGGCAAGUACCUCAUGUUCACCAUGGUGCUCGUCACCUUCUCCAUCGUCACCAGCGUGUGCGUGCUCAACGUGCACCACCGCUCGCCCACCACGCACACGAUGGCUCCCUGGGUCAAGGUCGUCUUCCUGGAGAAGCUGCCCACGCUGCUCUUCAUGCAGCAGCCGCGCCACCGCUGCGCCCGCCAACGCCUGCGCCUGCGGCGGCGCCAGCGCGAGCGCGAGGGCGCGGGUACCCUGUUCUUCCGCGAAGCCCCGGGGGCCGACUCCUGCACCUGCUUCGUCAACCGCGCCUCGGUCCAGGGCCUGGCCGGGGCCUUCGGGGCUGAGCCCGCGCCGGCAGCCGGCCCCGGGCGCUCCGGGGGGCCGUGUGGCUGCGGCCUCCGGGAGGCGGUGGACGGCGUGCGCUUCAUUGCGGACCACAUGCGGAGUGAGGACGACGACCAGAGCGUGAGCGAGGACUGGAAGUAUGUCGCCAUGGUGAUCGACCGCCUGUUCCUUUGGAUCUUUGUCUUCGUCUGUGUCUUUGGCACCAUCGGCAUGUUCCUGCAGCCUCUGUUCCAGAACUACACCACUGCCACCUUCCUCCAUGCAGACCACUCGGCUCCCAGCUCCAAGUGA